AACACUCGAAUUUACAGUUUCAAAUCCGGAUGCUGCAUGAAGGCAGAAAAACAACAAUAAACACACGUUUAUCCGAGGUUUUGCUUGCUUUUUCAGACCGCAGCUCGAGAAUGGACACAGUCAAGUAAUCCGUGUUUUCAAAACUGAUGGCUGGCUAUGGAAUCCGAACUGUUGAUUGGCUGGCAGGAGGAGAGGGCGGAGCUGAGGGCGGAGUUAUCACGUCUGCAGGAUGAGUUGGCAGAGAGCAGAGCGGAGAGGGAGGAGCUUGAAUCUCGAGCUCAAGCUUUGACUGACAGGCUGUCUCAGACGCUGGACCCUUCUCUUUCAUUAUCAAUGCGUCUGGAUGACGAGCAGAGAGAAUGGCGGCGGAAGCUCAGAGAGGGCAGAGAGAGAGAAGCCAGACAGGCUUUGCUUAUCCAUAAACUUCAGAACAAGGUGUUGGAGUACAGGGCUCGCUGUCAGACUCUGGAGCAGCAGACGAUCAGCGAGGAGCGAGAGCUGAGGAUCAGAGAGAGGAUGCUGCGGGAUGAACGCAGUGACACACUGGAGAGCACCCUCAUCAGGCUGGAGGAGGAACAGCAGAGAUGUCUAGGGCUCUCGGAGGUCAGCGCUCUUCUGCGGAGUCAGCUCAGCCAAUCAACAGAAGCUAACGAAGCCCUGAGGGAUGACCUAAGAAAGCUAACAGCUGAUUGGUCCAAAGCGGUGGAGGAGGUAGUGCAGAAGGAAAUCGACUGGCAAAAAGAGAAAGAGGCUUUGACAGGCUACAUAGGGAAGGAGCAGACCAGGUUGAUGACUCUGUGGGGACGUGUCGUCACUCUCAAACGCCAGUGUAACUCUCUGAAGACUGCUACUGACAAAGACCUGUGGGAGCUGAGAGCCGAGUUCACUCGUCUCUCCUCAUCUCUCCUCUCUGUAUGGGCUUCUCCUCAAUCAGCUGCCAUGCUGCUCCAUGACUCCUCUGUAGGCCACUCCACUACAGCGCAGCCUCUCUCCUCUUCCCAGGGGCCGCUGUCUCUUGACGAUUUGAGUCAUGAACAAAGGGAGAGGAAGUCGACUGAAUUAAAAGCUGACCUAGAGUCAGAAACUCUGGAACUCAGGAACAGGAUCACAAAGCUGAAUAUGACAGUAAAAGCUCUUGAAUCUGAACGGGAGAAACAGGAGGCAGAGAUAGAGAAGAGACGCAGGCAGGAGAUGGAGAGAGAACGAGAUCAAGAGAGGAAGUGGGAGAGACAGAUAGAAAUGGAGAGAAACUUUGAGUCUGUCAGACAUGCUGUCACAACACUGUCAAGGAUUCUCAGCUCUCAGCAGAUGAGCGGACAGUCAAGCUCUCUCUCUUCAGAUGAUGUGUCUAGUGAAGGACUGUCCUCUGUCCUCUCUGUCAUCGCUCAAGCUGAGACUGCCCUGCAGCUGAGACAACAGGAAGUACAGGAUGCUCAGGUGAGCUUGCGUAGACUUGGCACAGAGAAAGAAUCACUGGAGAAGCAAAUCAUGCAGUUGGAGAAUGAGAGAGUGGAGCUUCAGGAACAGACAAAUCAGGGAGCACUGCAGAUAAAACACACACAAGAACUACUGAACAGUGAGAAGGAGAUGGUGACUAGUUUGCGCAGUCAGAUAGAAGAGACUGAGAGACUCACUGAGGACCUGAGACAGGAGAAUGAACGCUUGAGACGACAGAGAGAGAAGGAGGAGGAGGAGAGAAUCCGGCUGGAGAGGGAGAGACAGAAACGCAUGGAAGCAGAGAUGUUAGAGACCACACAGCUGUGUGAGAGAGAGACCCGUAUCCGCCUGGAGCUGCACAGCCUGCAAGGGGCGCUAGAGAGAGAGAAGCUGGACAGAGAACGAGCUGAGCAAGAGGCAGCCGACACUAAAGAUUCAUUACUCAAGGCACGGGAGGCAUUGCUAGCCUUGUCCUCCAGUCAAACCCAGCUCAAGAGGGAGCUGGCAGAAGGUCGAGAUGCCCUGGAGAAAAUGGCUACUUUAAAUGAAGCCCUGGCCAAGGACAAGAGAGAACUCAGUGUUCGUGCUCUGCAGCUGGAGACGGAGGUGGCAGAAGCCCAGGCCCAGAUCCAGGCAUGUGGCGCAGAGAUGGCAGGUCUGCGCAGGGAAGUGAAGUCCACGUCUCUAGAGGCCAACGAAUUAAGGGAACGAAGAGAGUCUGAUCUGAAAACUCUGCAGCAGCUCCGAGACCGAGAGAGAGAGCUGGGGAAUGAGCUGGAGACAGAGAGGGAGGACAGAGAGAGGGAGGUGACUGCUCUCAUAGAAGAGAAAAAGAAUAAUGAACAAAAGAUUGCAGAGCUAACUGAGCAGUGCAGCACUAUGAUGAAGGAGUUGCAGAGUGUCCAGGCAGAACUGCUCCAAGCAGCAGAGCAGCAGAGAAGAGCCGAAAGAGAGAGAGACGACCUAAUUAGAGAAAGCCAGAGACUGGAGGACACCGUAUGUUCACUGGAAAGAGAGAAGGAGGAACUCACACAGGUCAAAGAGGAACUCGGGUAUAAAGAAAUGGGAGGUGUAGUAGCAUGCCUCCAGAAGCAGAUUGCUCAGGUUCAGGAACAGGCCUCUGGUUUGGAGGUGCAGUGCAGUCAGCUACAAACACAAGUGGAAACACUCACACAGACCAAAGAUGUCUUGCAAGGAGAGAUUCAGUGUCUGCAGACAGACUUGGAGAGAGAGACAGCACAAAGAGAACGGGAAAGAAAAGAAUCAACGGAGGAAAGAAGGAAGAGUGAAAGAGAGAUAGAAAACUGGCAGUCGGAAUGCAAAAGGAUUCAGAAAGAUGUAGAACAAGAAUCACAGAAAAACAAACUACAAGCAGAAGAGAGCAAAACAGAGAAGGAAAGAUGGCAAAAAGAGAGGGAAACUCUGAAUGCAGAACUCGGCCAGAAAGAUGGAGAAGUGGAAAUACUAAGGCACAAGAUUGAUGGUUUGUUAAAAGAAAAAGAAGACCUUUCAGACAUCUUAGAUAAAAGAAACACAGAAUUUGAGAAACUCCAAACGAAAUCAGCAGCAGAGCAUAAAACAGCUGAGCUAAGACUGAGAGAAGCAUGUGAUGAAAUUGAAAGAUGGAAGGAGAGAGAAAAUGAGGUUCAAAGAGAAAAAGAAGAGUUAAAUCAGAAGUUUAUAGAAAGUUUGGAAAGAGAAAGUCAGAACCUCAAGAUCACAGAGAGAGAGAAGGCGAAGAUGUCUGAUCUAAUGAAAAAAAAGGAGGAUGAAAUACGAAAGAAAGGAGAGGAUAUCGAAGAGUUAAAAUUGAAAGUCCAGUCACAUGAGAGAACAAUUGAGAGUCUGGAAAUAGAGUUACAAGAGAAAGAGAGUAGAUUGGAAACCAUGGAGAGACACAACAAUCAACUGAAAGAUAGAGAAAUGGAGAAAAUGAGAGAAAAUGAAACCAAACAAAAGAAAAGAGAUGAGCAAGAGAGAGAGAAAGAAAUAAGAUGGAGAAGACAGUUGGAACAGAAAGAUGGAGAAGUGGAAAUACUGAGGAAGAAGACUGACGGUUUGUUAAAAGAAAAAGAAGAGCUUUCAGACAUCUUGGAUAAAGGAAACACAGAGCUUGAGAAACUCCAAACAAAAUCAGCAACAGAGCAGAAAACAGCUGAGCUAAGACUGAGAGAAGCAUAUGAUGAGAUUGAGAGAUGGAAGGAGAGAGAAAAUGAGGUUCAAAGAGAGAAAGAAGAGUUAAAUCUUAAGUUUAUAGAAAGUCUGGAAAGAGAAAGUCAGAACCUCAAGAUCACAGAAAGAGAGAAGGCGAAGAUGUCUGAUCUAAUGAAAAAGAAGGAAGAUGAAAUACGAAAGAAAGGAGAGGAUAUCGAAGAGUUAAAAUCGAAAGUCCAAUCACAUGAAAGAACAAUUGAGAGCCUGGAAAUAGAGUUACAAGAGAAGGAGACUUUGGAGAGUAGAUUAGAAACCCUGGAGAGACACAACAAUCAACUGAAAGAGAGAGAAAUGGAGAAUAUUAGAGAAAAUGAAACCAAACAAAAGAAAAGAGAUGAGCAAGAGAGGGAGAAAGACAUGAGGUGGAGAAGACAGUUAGAACAGAAAGAUGGAGACUUGAUAGCACUCAAAAACAGAAUUGAAGAAUUAACGAGAGAGAAAGAACAUAUUUCAUUACUCGUGGAAGAAAGAGAUAAAGAUGUUGAACAUUUACAAACUAUGUUGUCGACAGAAAAGAGAACUCUUGAACUGCGCCUGAAAGAAGUGAAAGACAAUGUGGAGUGGUGGAAGAGACGAGCUGACAACAUAGAAAAGGUGAAGGAGAGUGUAAAUCGAGUAGCUGAAAGAGAGAGGACAGAACUAAGAGAGCUCCUUAGAGAAAGAGAGGAAGAGGUACAAAAGAGAGAAGAGGACAUUGGUGAUCUCCAAAGUAAAAUUCAGUCAUUAGAGGUAAUCAUAGAGAAACUAGAGGCUGAUGUUGAGCAGAAGGAUGAACAACUUAAACUUCUAAAGGAGCAAAACUCAAAGAUGACAGAGAAGGAGAUGGAGAAACAAAAAGAGGUGGACAGGAAGCAACUAGAGCUAAAGGAACAGGAGAAACAACUGAAAAGAAAAUUAGAUGAUCUCAAUACCAAAAUCGAGGCAGUCACUCGAGAAAAAGAGGAGGCAUUAGAAAGGGUGGAAGAGAGAGAUACUGAGCUAAAAGAAUUACAAGCAAAACUUACGGAAGAGCAGAAGAUGUUCGAUCAGAAGCUUAAAGCAGAACACGAAGAGGUGAACAGUUGCAAAGCCAAGUUAGCCGAGAUGGAACGAGACUGGAUGAACUCUGAGGAAAGAGAAGAAGAGAGAAGAAAAAGACAUGAGAUUGAGGAAAGAGAUAGGGAGCAGAUACUGAGAGUAGAGCUCCUUCAGAAAGAGACAGAGUUGAGGCAGUUGGCACUGAAGAUUGAUGAACUGAACCAGGAGAACGAGGAGAGCAGGACGAUAAGAAUAAAGCAACAAGAAGACCUUGAACGCCAAACUGGCCUCCUACGAGAUACUGAGGAAGAGGCACAGACACUGAGGAGGAAUUUACAACAAAAAGAAAAAGAGGAAAGAGACCGAGUCCACUGUGAGGAAGAAGCAAUGAGAGCGUUGAGAGAAAAGCUGCAUGAAGCCGAGCAGAGGAAUCUUGAAGUUUCAACCAGUUUACGAGAGACUGAAAUGGCACUGGAGAAGGAAAAGCGCCAAUACAGAGAGAAAGAGGAGAGACUUACGGACUGUAACCAAGAGUUACUAUUAGUCAGGCAUGAGCGAAAUCAAGAGAGGGAGACUGUUGAAGAUCUGAAGAAACUUAUAGGCGAACAGGGCAAAGAAGUGAAGACGCUGAAAGGGAAACUGGAUGAACGGUUAGGAGAGUUGGGAAGGUUGUCACAACUGCUUCAAGAGAGCCAAGGGGAAGCGCAAGUGCUUGAAUCCAGGGCAGAGAACAGUGAAGAGGAGAAACAACGACUGAAGAGAUCUUUGAGUCAGAUUGAAGAUGAGAGGCGGCAUCUGGAGACCCAGCUGCGAGAUGAAAAAAUGGAAGGGGAAAGGCUGAGAGCCAGGCUUGAGGAUAUGCAAAAAGGUCAACAUAUCCUGAUGGAGGAGAAGACAGGACGUAUGGAGAAGCUUGGGGCUCGUGUACGAGAGCUGGAGGAGGAGAGAGACCAUCUUUCAGCAGAGCUUCGAAGAAAAGAGAGGGAGAUUGAGGCUCUGAGAGAUGAAACACUUCGAGAGAGGCGAGAGAAGGACAGGAUAAGCUCUUUGCUGAACGACGCAAAAGAAAGGAAAGAAGCACUAGCUGCCCAGGUGGAUACUUUACAAGAACAGGUGGUUAAUCUUUCUAAAACCAAAGAACAAACCAGGUCAAAAAUCCAGGAACGAGAAGAGCAGAACCAGAAGAUGCGAGAGGGCCUGAUUGCAGGUCUUCAGGAGAUGGCGACUCUAAAGGAAUUGCUAGAAGAUAGUCAUCGUGAAGGAGAGAGACUCCGGUCCAUGAUGCAGGAAAAGAAGGAUGAGUGGGUCCGAAACAAAGAGGAAGGCAUUAGAGCUGCACAGAUUGAAGCCGAAGAUCUUCUACACAAAGUCCAGAUGUUAGAGAAGCAAAAACAAGAGCUUAAGACUGCCCUACAACUCCAAGAGGAGCAACUUAAGAAGAAAAACGAGCAAGGUUUGAGAGAGAAAGAACAAAUGCAGAUAAGGCAGGAGAAGUUAGAAGAAGAAUUGGCGACCAUAAAGAAUGUAGCAGAGCAGAGAGAGGCUGAGCUGACCAGAGCGAGGGCUAGAAUGGACAUCCUUGAAGAUCAGAGAACUGAACUCAGCUCUUUGGCAGCAGAAAGAACCAGGGAAGCAGAGGAACUGAGCAACACAUUCAGAGAGCUGAGACUGGAAGUGGACAGACUGAGAGAGGACAGAAGAAGAGAGAGUAAAGAUUGGGAGGAACUCAAAAGAGAAAAUAAAGAGAAACAAGGUGUGUUAGAGGGAUUGGAGCUCCUCAGAAAAACACUGAGUGAAAAGGAAAUGGAGAUGGAAUUGAUGAAAGAGAAAUAUGAAAAAGAAAAGAAAAGAAAAAGUGAGAAAUUUCACCAAGCGGAGGAGCAAAAUAUAAGACAACUGGAAUUGUUGUCUGAGAGACUGAAAGACAAAGAAACUGAGCUGGAGAGUAUUCGAGAAAUGGCGUACAAAGAACAAUCAGCAAAACUUAGAUUGCAGGAUCAAUUGGAAGAUGAGAAAAGAAAUACCAAGAUAUUGAGGGAAAAAAUGGAAACCUUGGAGAAUGAACUUGAGACGAAAAUGGAACUGGAUUUACGUAAUCUUAGAGAAUCUGAAAAGAAAAACAAUGGACUGAAGAAGGAUAGUGGCCUUGGUACUCUAUCAGACUUCACAGAGAUAAAUGCUGAAUAUCAGUCUCAUGAGAGAUUGUUAGAGACAGACACACUUAGAAAGGACCUUACAAAAAGGGAACAGGAAAUAGAGAGGUUGAGGACCCAAGUUCAGACUCUGCAAGCUGAGAUAGACAGACUGCACUCCACAAUAAGAAAUGAGAGCAUAAAAACCGGGCCACCUGAGAAUGAAGCCUGGGAAAGGCUAAAGGACCAAACGUCCGCUGUCCUUUUAGAAAAGGAGGAGAGGGACAGACUCCUCAGGGAGAAGGACACUGAAGUAUACGCUCUGAAAGAGCGAGUUGAAGAGCUGAGUAAAGACCGGGACCGUGUCAGAACGGCUCUGGAGAAAACUGAAGCCACACUGAUUUACUACAAAGAGAGGCUGGAACAACAGGAGCAUAAGAAAAAGAGAGCAGAAGCUGAUACAUUAGAGGAGAAAGAGUUUAAACCAAAGGCACAGUCCGUAAAUGAAGUGGAGACGGACUCUGCGGUGCAGGGGCGUCUGUCGGCGAUGCAGCGGGCCGUGGCACAACUAGAGGUGGAACAAAACCUCCUGCAGAAGAAAAACAAUCAUCUAGAGAAGAAGAUUGAGAGACUACGAACUGAGCGACAGCACCUGAGAGAGACGCUGACGCAGGUUGAGCUGGAGAGGGGGAAACUGAGAAAUCAGCUGUCACAGACUAAAGCUGGAGUGCUGGCCCCGUCAGAUGGUACCGAAAAGGAAGAGCUUAAGCGUCUCAGAAUCCGAGCCAAUGAGCUGGAAGAACAGGUUCAUCAACUUCGUCUCAUGUUGGCCGUGGACCAUCAGCAGAGGGCAGAGUUCAUAGAUCGCUCUCUGAAGAACAGCAAGAGUCUGAUGUCCCUUAGACAGGAUCUGAACGAGUCUCUAGCUGCGGUCUUCCAGCGGCCCGUCCCUUCAGUGCUGGAGUCAGAGACACAGAGGCUGGACAGGAGCAUCAGAGAGGAAGAGCUCCGACUGUCUCUCAGCCAAAGCUAAAGAAAUAAAACACUCAUUUGUAUCUAAUGACUAUUAUAUAGUUUGACAUCAUAUUUUUUUGCACUUAGCAUUAAGUAAUUCUGGCUGUGAGCCUAAGAUUUAUUUCACACUCAGGGUCUGAAAUUGUUACUUUCAAUUGUUACUGUUACUCUACAUAUAUUUAUGUAUUUUUUUCAAAGCAUUUCAAUAUAUUCUAAAUCGUUCUUAAAAUGCUAACAGCUACAAAAUAUCAACUUAAGAUAACUAUUUUAGAUGGCAAAGUUCUGGUUUACACCUGUCCGAUGUAGUGUUACAGUUGAAAGCUUUGCAGUCGUGUUUACAAUACUUUUUAAAGCUAUUCUGUCAGUGUUAUGUGUGCAAUAUAAGCUGUCUGUUUAAUUAAAUGUAAUACUGUAUUUUUUAUGCUCAUUUUUAAAAUAAACUCGA
Molecule: messenger RNA, 8259 nt
Organism: Labeo rohita (rohu)
Lineage: Eukaryota; Metazoa; Chordata; Actinopteri; Cypriniformes; Cyprinidae
Product: rootletin
Exons: 24
Coding region: 157-7833 (2558 amino acids)
Source: RefSeq, a predicted model, not a curated record